CCCCCUCAAACCACCGCCCCCUCCUCCUCCUCCUCCUCCUCCCUCUCGCUGCGUGUGUUUCACUGAGUGUGUGCAGGAAGACGAAUCGAGCAGCACGCGGAAGCUCCAAGGACGUCCUUUUUUUUCUCGAGCCCCUGGAGCCGGAGAUGCGAGGGACGAGCACUCAUUAGCGCGCGCUGCCUCCACCUGCUGCAAGAGAACUUGAUCUGAAGAAUUCCACUUUCCUGCGACACUUGAAUGUAACAUCGCUCGGACUGAGACGGCGGGGAAUCUAAAGCCAUCAGCAUGAAUUUCGUUAUGAAGCAAGCGUUGGGAGGAGCCACCAAAGAUAUGGGGAAGAUGCUUGGUGGAGAGGAGGAGAAGGACCCCGAUGCUGCCAAGAAGGAGGAGGAGAGGCAAGAAGCACUGAGGCAACAGGAGGAGGAGAGGAAGGCCAAAUAUGCAAGGAUGGAGGCAGAGAGAGAAAACAUCCGACAGGGCAUAAGAGACAAGUACGGCAUUAAGAAGAAGGAGGAGAAAGAAGCCGAGGCAGCAGCUGCCAUGGAGCAGGCCUCAGAGGGCAGCCUGACCCGCCCGAAGAAGGCCGUUCCCACCGGCUGCGGCGACGAAGAGGAGGAGGAGAGCAUCGUGGACACGGUCAUGAAGUUCAUCCCGGCGCCUCUAAUGGAUAUGUUUAAUAAGAAGUAACAGAGUUUGGGAUAAAAUGUGUUUAACUUCUUACAACGUCCAUCAAAUUAAUGCUGUACCAGCCUGUCCUGCCCCGAUCCGCUGUGCACUCACCUUUCCUCACACCUGCCCCGGCCCAUCGGUCGACGUGUCCUGGAGUCACGCAGCGUGCCACGAUUCUGUCUUUGUGCUAAAUUAUCCGAUCCGUACUUUUUAAGAUCCUGAGCAUAGUAUUUGUCCCGAUAACUGAUGAUUUUAAAAAGUACGGCAUCCCACCGACCUAAUGUCCUUUCAAAAUAUCCGUCGCCCGUUAUCCACCCGUUUUGUUUGUAAAUAGCCUCAGAAUGAUAAAAAGUACUAUAUAUAUGAGUGAAAUAUUACAUAUAACAAGAUGACUAAGAGUAUAAGCCAUAUUUUUAACUUUUAUGAAAUUAUUCAAAUCAUUUCAACGUUUUAGUGUUUAUUUUGUUCGUUUUAUGUUCUUGCUAAUAUUUGAUACAUACAGUGUAUAUAAAUAUUCCUUACAUUUUUAUUGGUUCCCACUUGUGAGGAUUCACCCGUUCAUCACGUUCCCAUUGACUCCCAGUGAAGGUGUGUUCAAAAGAGCGUCUGUAAACCUGAAAGUGAUGGAGUUUCGUAGAAAUUUGGACUUUUUCUUUUUUGGUAAUUUACUUUUUAAGCAUGCGGUUAAUGGUUGUGGAGUAACGUGAUUAUAUGGAUCCCAUUUCAUGUGUUGAGAUGAAGCAGAAAACGUUGGUUUUUGAGGCAAUAAAUGGUUCUCUGUGUUUAUUUAUUUACAUCCAACAUGUAAAUUAGGAAAUGGACUAAAAUGUUCUUCCAUUGGGAAAACAGUAAUUGUUCUCCAUAAUGUAAAGCUAAAGAUAAAAUUAUUAAAGUGGCUUAAAAGAGAAACAUCAUUAGUUUUGUUAGCCGGUGUUUAAAUUUAUUUUAUUUUAAGCGGUUUAAACCUGGCUGGUCAAUUUUUGAAUUGUGUUUAAUCUUCAAGUUUUUUCUUUAAUUAUUGUAAAAAAAAAAAUCAAACACAACUAUGUUGUGUACACACUAUAUGUGAACAGACAGUGACAAUAGUGCAAUAUAUUGUUCAAAAAUGAAGUUGUCCUGUGUCUGGUUUAACUAAUAGUCCCAAAUCAGCAAUAACAGACAAUCUUCAUUGUUGUGUGUUUUAAAGUUAUUCCCUGAUGUGUUUGUCGACGUUAAAAGACGCCAACGUGUCCACUUAUUGUAGCUGCAGUUACACGUUUGUAGGUCAGACAUGUUUAACUAAAGUAGUCAAAAGAGGGAAGGUGGGACAAUUUGUUUCAUGUCAUGAAAAAUGUUUACAGAUGUUACAGACUGCCAUUUAUAAAUCAUAGAGCUGUGAGAAGUUCUGCAUGAAAUCUUGAGACAUUGAGGCAAACACCUAAAAUGACAAAUAUAGAUAAGGUUCCAAUCUGAUUUUCUCGAAAUGAGUCGUUAUUCCUCCUUACUUUCAGUGUCUCGUUAAACAUUCCAGAUGUUUCAGACAUUCCAGCAGACCUGUGCAGGUAACUAACCGACAAUUACAGAAAAACAUCUGCAACAGGUCUCAGCCGCUGCCUUCUUUGCCUUCAACACCAGUGCAUCAAAACGCAUCACUUCCAAUGUUCCUGCGGUUAUAACUCGAAAACUGAUAAUUGUUACGUUAACGCACGUAAAACGUUAAAAGCCAGUGGGACAGGCCACGUUUCAUUUACGUUGUUGGAAAUGGUUUCGUGUUCCACGUGCACACAGCUGUAGUUGCAAAUUUUAAAACCACCUAUAAAGUCCCAGUUUAAUUUGUCUACCUGAUCCCAGACGGCCACUAUCCUGCAGUCGUUUCCCUGCUCUUCAGCGUGUCUUCACGUUUUGCAGAAGCCUGUUAUUCAAUCAUUAAUUUAAGUCAGGUGUGUCAAAGCAGGGAAACAACUAAAACAUGCAGGAUAGUGGCUCUGGAGGACCAGGA
Nematolebias whitei (Rio pearlfish) is the source of this 2647-nucleotide messenger RNA. RefSeq names its product complexin-1. Gene Ontology annotation, biological process: synaptic vesicle exocytosis; neurotransmitter transport; regulation of neurotransmitter secretion. Gene Ontology annotation, molecular function: syntaxin binding. NCBI's taxonomy places the organism in Eukaryota, Metazoa, Chordata, Actinopteri, Cyprinodontiformes, Rivulidae. The transcript has 4 exons. Gene Ontology annotation, cellular component: SNARE complex; terminal bouton. The coding region runs from base 286 to 687 and encodes 133 amino acids. The record is from RefSeq and is a predicted model, not a curated record.